Phyllostomus hastatus (greater spear-nosed bat) is the source of this 1767-nucleotide messenger RNA. It is a transcript of the gene GSTT2B, whose product is annotated as glutathione S-transferase theta 2B. The transcript is spliced from 6 exons. Bases 144 to 956 code for a protein of 270 amino acids. Gene Ontology annotation, biological process: glutathione metabolic process. The record is from RefSeq and is a predicted model, not a curated record. Gene Ontology annotation, cellular component: cytoplasm. Lineage: Eukaryota; Metazoa; Chordata; Mammalia; Chiroptera; Phyllostomidae. Gene Ontology annotation, molecular function: glutathione transferase activity.
GUGAGAAGAAACGGAAAAGAAAGGAGGGUCCCGUGCGGACGUCUCGCGAUUCCGAGGCUGGCAGCUUGCUUUGGCUGAGGAUCCCCUGCGCCCGGUCCCGCCGAGUGCCUCCCGCGACUCGCGCGCCCCUCCAGGCAGCGCAAAUGGACCUGAUACCCGGCUCCUGCCCCCGCUGCUGUCCUUGCUGCCUUCGACUUCUGCCACCCGCCAGACCGGCGACCAUGGGUCUGGAGCUCUACCUGGACCUGCUGUCCCAGCCCUCCCGCGCUGUCUACAUCUUCGCCAAGAAGAACGGCAUUCCGUUCCAGCUGCGCGCCGUGGACCUGCUCAAAGGUCAGCACCUAAACUCGGAGUUCCUCCCAGCUAACAGCCUGCAGAGGGUGCCUGUCCUCAAGGAUGGUGACUUCCUCUUGAAUGAAAGCGUGGCUAUCCUGAUUUACCUGAGCAUUAAGUAUCAGACAGCGGAUCACUGGUACCCAUCAGACCUGCAGGCCCGCAUGCGCAUCCAUGAGUACCUGGGCUGGCAUGGUGACUGCAUCCAUAGCACCUUUGGUGUGUCCUUGUGGGCCCAGGUGCUGGCUCCACUCAUUGGGAUUCAGGUGUCUGAGGAGAAGCUGAAGCACAACAGGGCUGCCAUGGACAGGGCCCUGCAGUUUAUGGAGGACAAGUUCCUGAGGGACAAGGCCUUCCUCACUAGCCAGCAGGUGACGCUGGCGGACAUCAUGGCACUGGAGGAGCUGAUGCAGGUUGUGGUUCUUGGCUGUGACCUGUUUGAGGGACGGCCACGACUGGCUGCCUGGCGCCAGCGAGUGGAGGCUUUCCUGGGUGCUGAUCUGUGCCGGGAGACCCACAGCUUCAUCUGGAGCAUCCGGGAGCUGGCAGCCAACAAAAAACUCCCGGAUCCUCCCCCAGAAAUGCGUUCAAGAAUGCUGCUUCGUAUAGCCAGGAUCCCCUGAAGGGUGUGAAUAAGGUCGAUUGGGGUCAGAAUAUUGGUAGUGUUCAUUCUCUUCUUGCUUUUCAUCUUUUGUCCCUUUUCAUCUACUUGUCCCUUUUCAUCUUUUUCAUGUUGUCACAGUCUCUUGUCUCCGACUCCUAGAGGAGCUCUUCACAGGUGGGACAUUGGGUGUCCUUGGCAGUGCUUCUCCUCAGGUGCACCAGAUGUAAUCAGUAGAAAAUUAGAAGUUACCAUAUGUAUAUAAAGAGCUCCUAAAAUUCAAUAACAUGAAGAAAAAGAAAGCAACUAAAAAUCAGCAAAUGUCAUCAUUGGUCUUUUAAAUGUAGUGAAGAUUCUGAUACUUUAAUACAGAACCAAGAUUCUGAUACUUUAAUACAGAACCAAGAAUUCUUGGUUUGCCCUAACUGGUGUGGCUCAGUGGGUUGAGUGCCAUCCUGUAAGCUGAAAGGUCACUGGUUUGAUUCCCGGUCAGGGCACAGGCCUGGGUUGCAGGUUUAGACCCCAGUUGGAGCAUCUAUGGAAGGCAGCCAAUCGCUGUUUCUCUCUUACCUCGAUGUUUCUCUCUCUCCCUUCCCUUCUCUCUAAAAUCAAAAAUGAAAAAAAGAGAGCCCUGGCUGGUGUGGCUCAGUGGACUGGGCGCUGGACUGUGAACCAGAGUCACUAGUUCGAUUCCCCAUCAGGGCACAUGCCUGGGUUGAGGGUCAGGGUCCCUGUGGGGGGUGCUCAAGAGCAACCACACAUUGAUGUUUCUCUCCCUCCCUUCCCCUCUCUCUAAAAAAAAUAAAUAAAAUCUUAAAAAAAAAGAAAAAGAA